Mangifera indica (mango) is the source of this 3750-nucleotide messenger RNA. Its product is annotated as probable disease resistance protein At4g27220. The transcript is spliced from 3 exons. Bases 448 to 3750 code for a protein of 1100 amino acids. Gene Ontology annotation, molecular function: ADP binding; ATP hydrolysis activity. NCBI's taxonomy places the organism in Eukaryota, Viridiplantae, Streptophyta, Magnoliopsida, Sapindales, Anacardiaceae. The record is from RefSeq and is a predicted model, not a curated record.
CUCCAAUAACUGAGAAAGCAUUUUUUCGGAGCUAAAAGUAGGUGAAACCUCGAAUUUAGGGACCGGCCUCGUAACCACUAUACCCAGCAAAUAUCGUGGGAGAGGAUUUAAGCCCUUACUCUAAUACCUGGUAAUAUUCAUCCGAUUCCUCUCCAUAAAAAUUGCAUAUUAGCCCACAAGGGUGAGUAACUUGACUAAUAAUGGAGUAAGACUCAAGUCAGCGUCAGAAAACUCAAGUCAACGUCAAAUUCACUUCAGAUCUAUCUCGUCGAGUCGCCGAAGCUUAUUUGGUGGGCCUGAACUAGCUUCUCAGUCGACUUAAUUAGUGGGUGCGGCAGCGGAGACCAGCGCAUAGUUGGUCCAAUUCAUGUUGAAGAGAUCUACUUCUCUUCGUCUGAUCUUGUAUCCCUUCAUCUGGUAAGACUCUCGUUGUCUCAUUGGUUGAAAAUGGUGGAACUCUCCGAAUUUGCAGAAGCUUUCAAGAUAGGAUUUUGGCAAGGAAGAAACUUAUUUAGUUGUUUGUUCCACCAAAAUAGAUACCUUACGGAACUCAAUCAGGAAGUAGAAAAAUUGAAGGAUCUCAGAGAACGAAUUGUGGCUAUGAGUGACAAUGCUGCUAGGAAAGGGGAACGGACAAGAAAUGAUGUUGAGAGGUGGCUGGGGAGAGUUGAAGAGUGUCUCAAGAGGGCAGAGUACCUUAAUCGUGCUAGAGAUGAGACACGAUGUUCCGAAUUAGUGAGCCGAUCUCGGAUUUACAAGGAAGCAGUGAAGGAGCUUAAGGCUGUCGUUCGACUCAAGGAAGAAGGAAAUUUUGAAAGCGUUUCGUACGGCAUUGUUCAACGGGAUAUAUGGUCCAGAGAUUUCAAUGAUUACGAGACCUUUGAGUCAAGAAUGUCCAUUUUUAAUGAUAUAUACAAUGCAUUAUGCUCUGAUAAUAUCAACAUAAUUGGGGUGUAUGGGAUGGGUGGGAUCGGCAAGACUACACUAGUGAAGCAAGUUGCCAGGCGAGCCAUGGAAGAGAAGAAAUUUGAUGAAGUGGUUAUGGCAACGGUAAGCUUAACUCCGGACAUUCGAAGGAUUCAAGGAGACUUGGCAGAUCAGCUAGGUGUGAUAUUCCAAGAGGAAAAUGAAGCUGGUAGAGGAAGGAGGCUACGUGAGCGCUUGAAUCAAAGGAAUGGGAUCCUGUUAAUAUUAGAUGAUAUCUGGGAACGUCUGGGUGAUUUGGAGGAAGUUGGAAUUCCUUUAAGUUAUGACCAUGGGGUAUGUAAAGUGUUGCUGACAUCAAGAAUUCAUGAUGUACCGAGUAAGAUGGGUUCUCAACGUGAUUUCUUAGUUGGUGUUUUAAAAGAAGAAGAAGCUUAUAGUCUAUUCAUGAAAAUAGUGGAUGAUCCCAUUGAAAACCUUGACUUACAAUCCUUAGCAAUUGAAGUUGUCCGUGCAUGUGGAGGUCUGCCUAUCGCCAUUGUUUCAAUUGCAAGAGCAUUAAGGAGGAAACAUGUAUCUGCAUGGAAGGAUGCAUUGUGGACUUUGGGAAAUCCUUCCUCUAGGAAAUCGACUAGAAUGCUUGAGGAGGUUUUUUCAAGUAUAGAGUUGAGUUACCAACAUUUACAAGAUGAGGAACUCAAGUCAACAUUUUUGCUUUGCAGUCUAAUAAGAUAUUCUGAUGAUGUUCCCAUUUUGGACUUGUUGAAAUAUGGAACAGGUCUAGGUUUAUAUAGAGGCAUCAGUACUCUGGAACAAACACGAGAUAAAGUAUAUUCAUUAGCUCAUGAGCUCAAAAGCUCCUCUUUGUUGCUUGAUGGUCGCAACAGUGAAUGGUUUUCUAUUCACGCUGUUGUUCAUCAUGUUGCCUUAUCAAUUGCAUCCAGAGGCCAACAUGUAUUUUCACUAAGAAAUGAGGUUACUCCAAGGGACUGGCUUCAUAGGGAUUCAGUAACAAGUUGCAACGCAAUCAGCAUUCAUGAUAGUAACAUUACUGUGCUUCCUGAAAGGUUGGAAUAUCCAGAACUUGAGUUUUUCUAUAUGCAUGCCAAGAAUGCUAUUUUCAAAAUCCCUGACAGUCUUUUUACAGGAAUGACAAAGCUAAGUGCUUUAAAUUUGAAGAAAAUGGAUUUAUCAACACUGUCUUCCUCACUUCCUCCCUUAAUAAACCUUAAGACACUUUGUUUAGAUGAAUGCAAACUGGGAGACAUAGCUGGUAUUGGAGACCUGAAAAAACUAGAAAUCCUUAGCCUUCUCUGUUUGGAUAUUGAGCAGUUAGCUAAAGAAAUAGGUAAAUUAACCAAGUUACGGAUGUUAGAUUUGAGUGAUUGUUCAAAACUGAAGGUCAUUUCACCAAGUGUUAUAUCUAGCUUAACCGGAUUAGAAGAAUUGUACAUGGGUAAUAGCUUUGCUGAAUGGGAAUUGGAAGGAAUCAACACAGAAACAAGCAAUGCUAGCCUUGAAGAGUUGAAGCAUUUGUCUCGACUAACCUCUUUAGAAAUUCAUAUUCGGCAUGCCAAGAACCCACCAGUGGGUUUGUUCCCCGAAAUGUUGAAAAGGUACAAAAUAUUCAUAGGAGAUGAAUGGGACUGGCAUAACAAAUAUGAGUACAAAAGAAGUUUGAAGCUGAAGCUUAAUCCCAACACUCGUCUGGAGAAUGAGAUUAUUAUGCAGAUGAACGAAACCGAAGAACUUUGUUUAGAUGGAGGUCAGGGUGUGAAGAAUGUUCUAAAUGAUCUAGACGCAGGGGGCUUUCCAAAGCUGAAGCUUCUCAAUAUCCAAAACAAUCCCAACAUUCUGCGUAUGGUCAACUCGGUGCAGCCACUACCUUGUGAUGCAUUUCCACUCUUGGAGUCAUUGUUUCUUCGUAAUUUAAUGAACCUUGAGAAGAUAUGUCAUGGUGAACUCACAGCAACGUCUUUCUUUAAUUUAAGGACGAUUAAAGUGAGAAACUGUGAUAAAUUAAGAAACAUUUGGUCAAUCUCUACUCUCAGAGGCCUUCUAAAGCUUCAAACAUUGGAGUUGAUUAAUUGCAUGAAUAUGGAAGAGAUUGUUACUAUCGGAAGAGAAGGAGAUGUUAACUAUGCUGAAGUGAUUGAUAUGAUAGAUUUUCGUCAAUUACGCUUCUUGACUCUAAAAUUCCUUCCACGGCUCACAAGCUUCUGUUGUCAAGUAAUGACUCAUUCGACCGAUAGAAUAAUUUUGGAGGAUGUGCUCGAUCAACCGUUGCCUCUUUUUACCCGGAGGCAGGUCAUGUUCCAUAACUUGGAGGCUUUAGAGCUUUGUGCAAUUAAUUGUGAAAAGAUUUGGCCUGACCAACUCCCAAGACUGUCUGGUUUUCAAAAUUUAACAAGCAUGAUUGUGCGAGGCUGUGAUAAAUUAAAGUUUCUUUUUUCAUCUUCUUUGGUUGCAAGUUUUGUCCAAAUCCGACACCUGGAGAUAUGUAACUGCGUGGCUUUAGAACACAUUGUUACAAAGGAAGACGAAAUAGAGGCAACCCCUGCGUUUAUCUUUCCACAAGUGACCUAUCUGAAACUCUGUGAUCUACCAGAACUUAGAACUUUCUACCCUGGAAGACAUACUUCAGAAUGGCCAUUUUUAAAAAGGUUGGAGUUAAGCGGUUGUGACAAAGUAAAUAUAUUCGCUUCAGAAUCUUUUAGCUUUGAGGAAAUUGACGAGGCAGGGAUCAUUGUCCCUGCGCAACAAGCUCUCUUCAAGGUGGAAAAGGUACAAGACUCAUCUCCUUGUUCUUCUUCAUUUAGAUUGUGA